AUGUGGAACAGACAUUCUGUCUUUUAUCUCCUGCUCUUGCCAGCUUUUAUGAGUCAAACAAUAUAUGGACAAAGAAAGAAAGGAUCAAAGUCCAAUUUACUUGCAAAGAAAAGUCAUCUCCAGGACUCUACUUGCUUCAUAGAUGUUGUCUUCAUCGUGGACAGCUCUGAAAGUUCUAAACUCUUUCUCUUUGACAAACAGAAGGAUUUUGUGGACAGUUUGAGUGACAGGGUUUUCCAGUUGACCCCAGCUGGCUCCUUGAAAUAUGACAUCAAACUGGCAGCCCUUCAGUUCAGCAGCUCUGUCCAAAUUGAUCCACCUUUUUCUUCUUGGAAGGAUCUACAGACUUUUCAACAGAGGGUCAAGUCUAUGAAUUUCAUUGGGCAAGGUACUUUCUCUUACUAUGCCAUCUCCAAUGCCACUCACCUGCUUAAGAGAGAAGGGCGUCAAGAUGGCGUGAAAGUGGCUUUGCUGAUGACUGAUGGCAUCGACCAUCCAAAGAAUCCAGAUGUUCGAAGUAUUUCUGAAGAUGCCAGAACUGCAGGAAUAUUAUUUAUCACCAUUGGACUGUCUCCUGUAGUCAAUGAAACCAAACUUCGUCUGAUAUCUGGGGAUUCACCCAAUGAACCCAUUCUACUGUUGAAUGAGUCAUCCCUUGUAGAUAAAAUUCAGGAUCGCCUGGAUGUCUUAUUUGAAAAGAAGUGUGAACGCAAGAUCUGUGAAUGUGAGAAGGGGGAUCCGGGCGACCCAGGGUCUCCUGGAACACAUGGAAACCCAGGUAUCAAAGGUGAGCGAGGACCAAAAGGAAACCCGGGCGAUGCUCAAAAAGGGGAACCUGGAGAAAGAGGCCCCGGGGGGGUUCCUGGGUACAAGGGUGAGAAGGGUGAACGUGGAGAAUGCGGUAAACCAGGAAUAAAAGGUGACAAAGGAUCCCCAGGGCCAAAUGGACCAAAGGGACCCAGAGGACUUCAGGGCAUCGGUGGACCUCCAGGAGAUCCAGGCCCGAAGGGAUUUCAAGGCAAUAAGGGUGAGCCUGGUCCUCCUGGUCCUUAUGGUCCUCCAGGAGCCCCUGGUAUUGGACAGCAAGGUAUUAAGGGGGAAAGAGGCCAGGAAGGAAGAAUUGGGGCUCCAGGACCAAUUGGUGUUGGUGAGCCGGGCCAGACAGGUCCCCGUGGGCCUGUGGGAGCCCCAGGAGAGAGGGGCUUACCAGGAGAAGGAUUUCCAGGACCCAAGGGUGAAAAAGGCUCUGAAGGACCAGUUGGUCCACAAGGAUUACAAGGCCUGUCAAUCAAAGGGGACAAGGGGGAUUUGGGACCUGUGGGACCUCAAGGACCAAUGGGCAUCCCUGGAAUUGGGAGUCAAGGGGAACAGGGAAUCCAAGGUCCUAUUGGUCCACCUGGUCCACAAGGGCCCCCAGGACAAGGCUUACCUGGUUCCAAGGGAGAAGUAGGCCAGAGAGGACUUACAGGUCCUAGAGGACCAGUGGGAAUUGGAGUACAAGGUCCAAAGGGGGAGCCAGGCUCAACAGGACUCCCGGGACAGCCAGGACUACCAGGAGAAGAUGGAGCUGCAGGGAAGAAGGGAGAAGCAGGGCUUCCAGGAAUAAGAGGCCCUGAAGGACCACCUGGAAAAGGACAACCUGGCCUCAAGGGUGAUGAAGGAAAAAAAGGGAGCAAAGGAAAUCAGGGACAGAGGGGAUUUCCGGGGCCUGAGGGGCCAAAGGGUGAUCCAGGUAUUAUGGGCCCUUUUGGGAUGCCUGGAACAUCAAUUCCUGGGCCACCUGGGCCAAAGGGAGACAGAGGAGGACCUGGGAUACCUGGAUUUAAAGGAGAACCUGGGAUUGCCAUUCGAGGACCAAAGGGUGCCCCAGGCCCUCAGGGACCAGCGGGCGCUCCAGGACUCAAAGGCGAUGGCUAUCCUGGUGUGCCUGGCCCUCGAGGAUUACCAGGACCCCCUGGACCAAUGGGCUUACGUGGAGUGGGAGACACUGGAGCAAAGGGAGAGCCUGGUGUCAGAGGCCUUCCAGGUCCCACUGGGCCUCGGGGCAUAGGAGCCCCAGGGCCAAAGGGUGAUAUUGGGCAGAAAGGUUUGCCUGGCCUUCCUGGCCCCCCUGGCUACGGAUUACAAGGUAUUAAAGGGGAGCAAGGACCUCAAGGCUUCCCGGGGCCAAAGGGCACGACAGGCCAUGGCCUCCCUGGUCAGAAGGGAGAGCAUGGAGAACGGGGCGACGUGGGAAAGAAAGGAGAUAAAGGGGAAAUUGGAGAUCCCGGAUCUGAAGGAAAACAGGGGUUACCAGGACCAAAAGGAGACCUAGGACUUACAAAAGAAGAAAUUAUCAAACUUAUUUUUGAAAUAUGUGGUUGUGGGCGUAAAUGCAAAGAGACUCCGCUAGAGCUGCUGUUUGUGAUUGACAGCUCAGAAAGCGUGGGGCCAGAGAACUUCCAGAUCAUCAAAAAUUUUGUGAAGACCCUGACUGACCGGGUUGCACUGGACCUCACCAAGGCCCGCAUUGGCAUCAUCAACUAUAGCCAUAAGGUGGAGGAGGUGGCCCAUUUGACGCAGUUCUCCAGCAAGGACGACCUGAAGCGGGCCGUGGAUGACAUGCAGUACCUGGGGGAAGGCACUUACACGGCCACAGCGCUUCAUGCCGCCAACCGCAUGUUUGAAGCAGCAAGGCCGGGUGUAAAGAAGGUGGCCUUGGUCAUCACUGAUGGGCAGACAGAUACCCGUGAUGAAAAGAAUCUGACCAAGGUGGUGAAGAAUGCCAGUGACACCAAAGUGGAGACAUUUGUGAUUGGGGUGGUGAAGAAAAAUGACCCCAACUUCGAGAUGUUCCACAAAGAAAUGAAUCUCAUUGCUACCGACCCGGAUAGUGAGCACGUUUACCAGUUUGAUGACUUCAUUACCCUUCAAGAUACCCUGAAGCAAAAAUUGUUUAAAAAGAGUUGUGAGGAUUUUGAGUCCUACAUCUCUCAAGUUUUGGGUUCCCCAUCGCUUCAACCCGGAUUGGGGAUAUCAGGGGAAGAACUCGGUGAAUCCACUCCAGAGCCCCAGGAAGAGAUUUCUGAGUCUGUCAGUGUCCCUGGAACCCAGGACAAAGAGAAUGAGCCUUCAGAGCCUACCUGGGCUGACAGCCUGGCCACCUCUCCUUCACCUGAGGCUGCCACCCGCCAGGGGCCAUUGCUCAGGCCCCCUGAACAUCAGACAGAAGAUCCUAGAUGUUUGGAACCUCUACAGCCAGGAAACUGUGGCGAAUAUGUGGUUCGAUGGUAUUAUGACAAACAGGUCAACUCCUGUGCCCGCUUUUGGUUCAGUGGCUGUAAUGGCUCAGGAAAUAGAUUCAACAGUGAAAAGGAAUGUCUGGAAACCUGCAUUCAAGGAUGAGCAAGUAAAUCAACCUCUACUGAGUCAAAUCUACGUCUCCAUCAACAAGCCUACAAAGAACCUCUAUAAUUUCAACAUUCACCCAAUACCAAUAAAACACCAUAUUUGAGCACAUACUGAGCAUUUACAAUUUAUAACCUUAGUCAAAUCCCACUGUAGGACAUAGAUAUUAUUAACUAUUUUUACAGAUGAAGAAGCUGAGAUUCUGAGAAGUUUAGGAACUUCUCAACAGUCACCCAACUAAAAAGUGGCAGAGCUAGGGGUCUGAUUCAGGGCUAUGUAACCUCAACACACAGAUUCUCCUUCACCACCUGCAAUGUGGUUCUGAUUGCUAUUCAUUCCUUUGCUGUGUACUACAUCAGAUUAAACUUUUGCCCUAGACCACCCCUACUCCCUCUGGACUCCUAGUCCUGCGCACUCACCUCAGUUCCCCAGCACCCCCACAGCCCUGCUGGUAGCAAGUUCGCUCGUAGGGAAGGAGUUGGUUGUAGGCAUUAGAAGUGAUGGGAGUAUGUUUUCAUGUAGACGAUGGUGAGAUAAGAAAGAUAUCUGCUUAGGGGAAACCCAGCAAGAUGGAGUGGUUCUGAGAGAUGAGAGGCACUGGGAUAGGAGCUGAGGUGGUGAGGAUAGUUAAGUUUUGCCUUACUUGCUCUGAAAGUGAUUAAGAAAUCUGAAUCAAAAUGACUUAAAUUUAUUAGUGACCAUCAUUCCUCACUCUUCCAACAUAAUUGGAAGAAAAGCCUUUAUUGUAUGUUUAAACUGUAUAUUUAAAAAUGAAAAUUGUAAUUUAGACAAAGGAAUUUUUUUCCAUCCCUCCUUUAAAAUGUACAGAUGCAACUUCAGUUUUAGCGGGGUGAGAUGGGAAGGCACUUGACAGCCAAGGACUACUUGAAGCCUACAUCCACUCUUGAGCAGAGUAUAUUAAAAACAGAGUGUACACUGAAAAACGAGCCACCAACUUGAAAUAUGACCCAAGAGAGGAGUAGAGAAUUGGCUCUGUCAUUUUAUAAUAAUCUUGUGACAUCCAGUCUGGGAAGAUCGUUGGUUCUGAGAUGAGCUCAGACAGCAUCGGUAUAUAUAAUCUCACGACACACUUUCCUCUUCUUUCAGGCCUGGGACCCUCAUUCAAGUUUGGGGGUACACAAAAGAGCACCCAAGGAAGGAGGAGCUGGCAGAACAACCACAUUAGAAAAACAAUUUUGUACAGUUUAUGUUUUUAAUGUGUAAUAUUUGAUACGACCAAAUAAUAUAUGCAAUAUACUUGUAACUUAAAUAACAUGAUGGUAAGAUGGGCACCAGUGAACACAUCACAUGGAGAAUAAACUAAACAUGGCCAGUUCUUUUAAAGAUUCCUGUCUGCCUUCCACCUUCCCAACCCCCUGCUUUCUGCCAGGGAUAUCUCAUUGUGAAAUCUGUGCUUACCAUUUCAAUUUGCUAUUGGUUUUAAUAUGUAUUUUUACAUGUAAAACCACAUAUAUCUCUAUGCAUCUUUAAACAAUACAUAGUCUUGUUUAUUCUAGAGCUUUAUAAAAAUGGUGUCAUACUCAAGUCUUCUGCAAUUUGCCACUUUCAUUCAAUAUUAUAAUUCCCAGGUUUUACUAUAUCUAAAUGUAUUCCUAAAUAAUGUAUUAUUUAGGUUUUUCUGAGCUGUAAAAAAUUGGUUUCAUAAUACAUAAGUCCUUGCCACCUGCUGUUAUUACAUUGCAAUUCAUACAUGCUCAUUUACUUUCACAGUUGUAUAACACUGGCAUGAAUAUAUCACAGCAUAU
Camelus dromedarius (Arabian camel) is the source of this 5153-nucleotide messenger RNA. RefSeq names its product collagen type XXVIII alpha 1 chain (gene COL28A1). Gene Ontology annotation, molecular function: extracellular matrix structural constituent conferring tensile strength; serine-type endopeptidase inhibitor activity. The record is from RefSeq and is a predicted model, not a curated record. NCBI's taxonomy places the organism in Eukaryota, Metazoa, Chordata, Mammalia, Artiodactyla, Camelidae. Gene Ontology annotation, biological process: extracellular matrix organization. Bases 1 to 3384 code for a protein of 1127 amino acids. The transcript is spliced from 34 exons.